AUGGAUGAUCCUAGAGGAGUAGAUCCUGGAAGAAAAUAUGGAACAAGCGUUGAUAAGAGUAAUAACUCAUGGAAGUGUAUUUUCUAUAUAAGAGUGACGAAUGGAGGAGUUUCACGCCUCAAACAGCACUUGAUUGGAGGUUUUAGGAAUGCGAGAGCGUGUACGUUAUGUCCAGAACAUGUGCGAGAAGAGUUGCGGAGUUACAUGAUCAAAAAAGCAGAAGACAAAGCAGCUCGAAUNAUGCNAGAGAUUCCUAUAGAACNUGAUGAUUANGAUGUUGACGAAGAGAUGNAAGGGACGUCUAAGCGACCGACUCAAUCUAAGAAGCGAAAAGUGAAAGGUCCAUUAGACAGNUUUGUUACUUCACCUCCUCCGGAUAUAUUGNAAGGAAGAAAGGAUAGGAAANAUAUUUUUGGAGUGUGUGACAAAGAACUAAGAGAUAAGGCUUGUGGAGGUAUUGCUAGGUGGAUGUAUGAUGCUGGAAUUCCAUUUAACUCCGUUACUUAUGAUAUUUUUCCGGAGAUGUGUGAAUUGAUUGGACAGUAUGGUAUGGGAUUAAAACCACCUAGCAUGCAUGAAUUAAGAGUCCUGUUGCUUAAGAAAGAAAUAAACAACACUCUCACUCAACUCUCGGUCCAUAAGAAAGAGUGGGCAACUAAAAGAUGUUCAAUUAUAUCAGAUGGAUGGCGUGAUACGAUAUCUAAGAAAGAUAUAAUUAAUUUCUUAGUCAACUCUCCGAAAGGUUCGGUUUUCAUCGUUUCGAAAGACGUUUCAGAAGUUGUGAAAGAUGCNACAUUGUUGUUUCAGUUGCUUGACGAUAUGGUUGAAGAAGUGGGAGAGGCAAAUGUUGUUCAAGUUNUCACUGACAAUGCAUCUAACNAUAUUGCAGCUGGAAAAUUGCUCGAGGCGAAACGACCACAUCUCUAUUGGACUCCUUGUGCUGCACAUUGCAUCGAUCUGAUGUUGGAGGACAUUGGAAGACUUGCUCCAGUGAGAAGUGCAUUGAAGAAGUGCAUUUUCAUGAAUGGAUAUAUCUCCAAUCAUAUUCCUCUUGUGAACAUGAUGUGGAAAUUCACGGAAAAAAGAAAUCUGCAUAGGCCGGCGGUAACAAGGUUCCCUACGUCAUUCAUAACUAUGGGACAAUAUCACAAACAGCAGAAGAACUUGAAGAAGUUGGUUAAUUAUGAUGAAUUCAACAAGUCUAAAUGGCCAAAGGAAGUUGGUGGAAAGAAGGUGAAACAAUAUCUUUUGCAAGAUAGCUUUUGGAGAAAUGUUACUUAUGCUCUUAAGUUGACGAGUCCUCUGGUAAAAGUGCUAAGGCUAGUUGACGGAGAAAGAAAACCACCUAUGGGAUACAUUUACGCAGCCAUGGACAGAGCUAAAGAGGCAAUUUCAAAAAGUUUCAACAUGAAACAAGAGAAAUACGAGAAAGCAUUUGAGAUCAUUGAUAGAAAAUGGGAUUGUCAGCUUCAUCGUCCUUUGCAUGCAGCAUGUUAUUAUCUCAAUCCGGCGAUCCAUUACACAUAUCCGGAUGAUGUAUACUGCGAAGAAGUGGAAUUGGGUUUGUAUGAUUGCAUUAGUAGGUUGGUUCCGGAUACUGGUAUCCAAGAUAAGAUAAUGCUCUAG
Arabis nemorensis is the source of this 1626-nucleotide messenger RNA. The record is from the annotation of a GenBank genome assembly. NCBI's taxonomy places the organism in Eukaryota, Viridiplantae, Streptophyta, Magnoliopsida, Brassicales, Brassicaceae.